AUCACUGCGUGGUUUGUUUUGAUCGGCAACCGUGCACAUUGCGCUCACGCCACAAACCGGUUGUAACGCGAAACGCAAAGCACCGCCAUGGAUGAUGUCCCUGCGUCGUCCCUCGGAAAUGGGGCGGAAGCUGGAACAGCUGACAAUGGAGUUGCACUGGACGAUAUGGAGGAAGAGCGCAAAAACUUCUUCAAAAUAAUCGCAGCUUUCAAGUACUACAGGCAUAGUUCGGUGGUCGAGUUGAAGCGUAAAGAAGGCUUCCUGCAAACCCUACCCCAGACACAUCAAAGUAUGCUGCAGAACUAUCAGGAGCAUUUGCGAAAUCUUAAGUGCUGUAUCGACGUUAACGCACAGGUGAUCAAGCAGAUAAUACAGGAUGCCAACUGCCUGUUUCAAAAUGCGGAUCACAACAUCGAGCCAGGACUCCCGCAGCCGUCCGAUGGGCGUGACGGCGUGAAAAUUCGUUAUCAAGACUUUCAAAAGGUGCAAAUUACACUGAAGCAGAUAUUUCGAGACUGGAGCGAGCACGGCAAACUCGAGCGUGACCAGUGUUACCGGCCGAUAGUGGAAGAAAUCACAAAAUUUUUCGAUCCCUCCAAAUACGAGCUUUCCAAGGUGAAAAUCCUCGUGCCAGGUGCCGGCCUCGGGCGACUGAUCUACGAACUUGCCUGUCAGGGGUUUUACUGCGAAGGCAACGAGUUCUCUCUAUUCAUGUUGAUCGCAUCGAACUUUGUUCUAAACAGGUGCGUAAUUGAAAAGCAGUGUACAAUCUACCCAUGGGUUCACCAGUUUGUGAACAACCUUAGCCUGGAGCAUCAGCUGGAACCAGUUUCGUUCCCUGAUGUCAGCCCAACCAAGUUUCCACCAAAAGGCACGAUGAAUAUGGUGGCAGGUGACUUUUUGCAGGUUUACCGCGAUGAGGACUACUGGGACUGUAUAGCGACGUGCUUUUUCAUCGAUUGCGCCAACAACAUCAUCGAGUUUGUGGAGGUGAUUAAGAAAAUCCUGAAACCGGGCGGCAUCUGGGUGAACCUUGGUCCGUUGCUGUACCACUUCUCGGAUGUGCCACACGAAGGUAGCAUAGAGCCGUCGUAUGAGGAUUUGUUACAGAUUAUACGCUCUCUUGGUUUUACCAUCCUGAAAAAUGAAACGGAUAUCGUGACCACCUACUCCCAAAACCCCAAUUCAAUGCACCAAAGCCAUUACAACAGCAUCUAUUUGGUGUGCCAGAAGCCCAUCAAUUGACCAGAGUCGCACAUUUUGCGCACCGUUUUUUCGCAGGGUUUUA
Anopheles cruzii is the source of this 1288-nucleotide messenger RNA. RefSeq names its product carnosine N-methyltransferase. Lineage: Eukaryota; Metazoa; Arthropoda; Insecta; Diptera; Culicidae. Gene Ontology annotation, molecular function: S-adenosylmethionine-dependent methyltransferase activity. The record is from RefSeq and is a predicted model, not a curated record. The transcript is spliced from 7 exons. Bases 88 to 1245 code for a protein of 385 amino acids.